GUGCCUUCAGAUAGAACCAGUUUUUUAUUUCGCCCUAUUUUUACGCGGAAUUGUUUACAUCAGUUGUUGUUUGGCUGUCAAGAUGUCAGUCAUCACAAAAGUUCCCGAGCCAAAUAUAUACGAAGAAAUAUGUAAAGAGUUCUCUGGAUACAAACAAAUCAGAGAGGACGAUGAACUCUCAGUGGCUACAGACUACCAGGACUAUGAUCCUUCAAAACACAAUCCAGUGUUCUUCGGGAAAAUGUACAGCCACAUUCCGACUGAUACACUGGCAUAUGAAGAAGUUGAUGUUGCCCAGACUCAUCCAUCAGUAAUUGGUUACGCUUUCACAGAGAAGCCAACAAAGUCACCAUCUCCACCGCCUACUCCUGUGCCUUCAAAAUAUGAAUGUAGCCCCAGUGAAUAUCUAGAGCACCAUGUUUUCCCAGUUCUUCUACCUGCAAUGGAGAGAAUGCUUGAACAAGCAAAGAAGGAAAAGUGCUUUGAGAGAAAAAGAACAAAAUUUGAUGCCCUUGACUACGUAACUGAGUUUUUAUACAACAACAAUUCUGCUAGAAAAGAUAAACCAAAGACAAAUCUGGAAGACAUUCCGUUUGUAAAAGAUUGGCUGAAAGAUCAUCCACGGCCACCAUUACCACUGUCUUUGAUCUGGACGGAAGACGAAGCUGCUCUCAAAAUCCAGGCUUUCUGGAGGGGUUACCAGGUUCGCAAAGAUCCAGAGGUACAGGAGCUACGCCAGUGGCAGGCAGAAUGGCGUGAGGAAAAGGGUGAUGUAUCGCGCCGUGUAAGCGACUUUUGGGAGAAAAAGAUGCCAGAAUCUCCAAACAACACCAACGAAAGUAUAACCCCAGAAAAUAAAUCGACAGAAAAUAAAACAGACACUGUAAAGACUCCACCUGUGUGAUCCAGACUCUGAGUAAACAUGUUUACUUCUAGUACUGUUGCAUUUUGUAUAAAAUGAAAUAUUUGGUUCAAAUUUUCUUUUCAUUAUUUUUUGGCUAUCAAUUAAGUGUAAAUGAUGGUUUUUCUAAUAUCCCUGUACUGAAUGAGCUAUUCAUUAUAUUAAAUGGAUGUAUGGGACUUAUUGUACAGAACCAGGACAUCUAUGAAAGUCUGUUUAGUAUAUAUUCUAUUUAAACACAAACAAAUUUGCAAUCUUUUAUUUGUCUGGGAAUCUGUGUUUUUGUCAUUAAUUGAUACAUUAAAUUGCUUGUGAUAAUAUUGAAUUAUAUUUUUGUUCUAAAAUGCAUAUACAUUCUGUGAUAUUUUUGUUUUAUAUUUUGAACUUCACAUAUGUAUGACAAAACAGUUUUUGUUUGGAAAAUACAUUUUUGGUCAUAAAUCUUCAAAAAAAAUUGUUAUAACUGUUGUCAAUACUGUUUACAACACUUCCUUUUAAAUUUAAGAUCUUAUUACUACUCCCACAUAGGUUAACCAUGGAAGUAGGUUAUUUAUAUGUGAUGCAUAUCUAUCACAUUCUCAUUCAUCAGAGGUUUGAUCGUGAUAAAUCUAAUGCAUUGUAUCAUCACUCUGGUGAAGGAGAAUGAAACUCUGUAUUUGAAUGGCUGACAAGUCCGGCCUAUCAAUUGACUUGUGCUUUGAUGACAACCCUUUUGUUUUGCUUACUGACAUAAGUGCAAGUGGGCAAUAUGUAACUUUGAUGUGGAUGGGGACUUGUUUUGUCUUAAACAAGGUGUAUCAGAUUGAUGAAAAAAAUACGAUUUUACUAUAAUGACUGCUAAAUCGGCUUGUCCACAUGUUUUUCAGUGGUGUACUCUCUAUUGACAAAUCUGAUUUGCUAAUUUUUAACUGAAAAUUGUCACUGGUCAGUAAACAAAAAAAAUUACACAUUGUAUGGAUUUUGUUUUUUAUUUAAAAGUCUUCUAUGACCACUGAUGUUAUAUGUUUUACUUUCCCUGUUACUACCUGGGUUCAUACAAUAAGCUAUUGUAUGGGAAUAAAUCACUUUUUUCAGAAUA
This is a messenger RNA of Mya arenaria, 1979 nucleotides long. RefSeq names its product IQ domain-containing protein K-like. Gene Ontology annotation, molecular function: protein binding. The record is from RefSeq and is a predicted model, not a curated record. The transcript has 7 exons. Lineage: Eukaryota; Metazoa; Mollusca; Bivalvia; Myida; Myidae. The coding region runs from base 83 to 904 and encodes 273 amino acids.